Pimephales promelas (fathead minnow) is the source of this 4023-nucleotide messenger RNA. It is a transcript of the gene nr3c1, whose product is annotated as nuclear receptor subfamily 3, group C, member 1 (glucocorticoid receptor). The record is from RefSeq and is a predicted model, not a curated record. NCBI's taxonomy places the organism in Eukaryota, Metazoa, Chordata, Actinopteri, Cypriniformes, Leuciscidae. Gene Ontology annotation, molecular function: steroid binding; sequence-specific DNA binding; nuclear glucocorticoid receptor activity. Gene Ontology annotation, cellular component: nucleus. Gene Ontology annotation, biological process: regulation of DNA-templated transcription; nuclear receptor-mediated glucocorticoid signaling pathway.
AUGGAUCAAGGAGGACUGAAAAAGAGAGAUGAGCGUUUGAAUAUAUUAGAUUACAGCAACAGCCCAGUUGAAGGAAUUUUACGAAGCGGAAUACAAAGUGCCAUGUCUGUCGCUCCCACGUCCAUGGUUCCUCAACCUAGUCCACUGAUGCAGCCAGUUUCCGCGGACCUUCCCAAUGGCCUGAGCAAUUCACCCACUCUUGAGGAGCACACCACCUCCACUCUUGGCUUCUUCAUGGAAGAUUCAGAACUUCAGAAAGCGGUCGGGAAGGAGCAGAGAGCUCAACAACAGGCCCUGUGCUCUUUCACUUUGGGAGACAGCUUCUCAGGUCUGGAGGCCAGCAUUGCAGACAUCAAUAGCUCCUCCCCUUCAAUAGACUCCAUGAUCGGUGGAGUCGACCCCAAUCUCUUUCCUUUAAAAACAGAGCAAUUUUCUCCCAUGGAUAAAUGCGACAUUGACCUAGACCAAGAUUCCUUUGGUCCAAUGGGGAAAGAUGUUGAUGUUGGCAAUCAUAAGCUAUUUAGUGACAAUACUCUGGACCUCCUGCAGGACUUUGAGUUGGACGGAUCGCCCUCUGAUUUCUAUGUGGCAGAUGACGCGUUCCUCUCCACCAUAGGUGAAGAUGCUAUGCUCGGAGACUUGUCGACAAAUGCAGAGAGAGACUCAAAGGUCUCGAUCUCUGUAAACAGCACGCUCAAUGGCAUGAGCACUUCCAGCACCACCACUACCAGCCUGGCCAAUGUGAAAGUAGAGAAGGACUCUAUAAUCCAGCUGUGUACUCCAGGGGUCAUCAAAAAGGAGAACGUAGGUGGGACUAACUACUGUCAGAUGGGUCUCCACAGCACACCUAUUAACAUUUGUGGUGUCACCACUUCAAGUGGACAGAGCUUUCUCUUUGGGGCCGGUCCUUCCACAGCUGCUCUCAGCCAGCAGAAAGAUCAGAAGCCUAUCUUCAACGUGUACACCCCUCUGACCUCUUCAGAAGACAGUUGGAGCAGGGGAAAGGGCUUUGGGAAUGCAAGCGGAAUGCAACAGAGGGCCAGCGAAUGCUUUUCCAAAAACUACACAAGCCCCUAUGCCAGACCUGAAGACAGCACUGCCACACCCUCGACUGUUGGAAAAUCCGGCACAGGCGUACAUAAGAUCUGUCUGGUGUGCUCGGAUGAAGCUUCGGGCUGCCAUUAUGGCGUCCUCACUUGUGGCAGCUGUAAAGUCUUCUUUAAGAGAGCAGUUGAAGGGCAACACAAUUACCUGUGCGCCGGACGGAACGAUUGCAUCAUUGACAAAAUCCGCCGGAAGAACUGCCCUGCCUGUCGUUUCCGCAAAUGCCUCAUGGCAGGCAUGAACCUUGAGGCCCGUAAAACCAAGAAGGGACGUCAAACAGGCAAGGUAAUCCAGCAGCCGACGAUUCCAGAGCGCAAUCUUUCCCCACUGCCCGAGGCCCGGGCACUGGUACCCAAACCCAUGCCUCAGCUGGUGCCCACCAUGCUGUCACUACUGAAGGCCAUUGAGCCGGAAACCAUCUAUGCCGGAUACGACAGCACCGUACCGGACACGUCCACCCGCCUCAUGACCACUCUGAACAGGCUGGGCGGCCGGCAAGUCAUCUCUGCGGUUAAAUGGGCCAAAGCUCUGCCAGGCUUCCGGAACCUUCACCUGGACGAUCAGAUGACCCUCCUGCAAAGCUCCUGGCUGUUCCUCAUGUCUUUUGGACUAGGUUGGAGAUCAUACCAGCAGUGUAAUGGAAACAUGCUGUGUUUCGCACCAGACCUAGUGAUCAAUGAAGAGAGGAUGAAGUUGCCCUACAUGAAUGAUCAGUGUGAACAGAUGCUGAAGAUCUCCAAUGAGUUUGUGAGACUGCAAGUGUCCAAUGAGGAGUACCUGUGCAUGAAAGUCCUUCUGCUCCUGAGCACAGUACCGAAGGAUGGUUUGAAGAGCCAGACAGUGUUUGAUGAGCUACGAAUGUCUUACAUUAAAGAACUGGGCAAGGCCAUUGUGAAGAGAGAGGAGAACUCCAGCCAGAACUGGCAGCGAUUCUAUCAGCUCACUAAGCUACUGGACUCCAUGCACGAUAUGGUGGGUGGACUCCUGAACUUCUGUUUCUUCACGUUUGUCAAUAAAUCCCUCAGCGUGGAGUUUCCCGAAAUGCUUGCGGAGAUCAUCAGCAAUCAGUUACCAAAAUUCAAAGCCGGGAGUGUCAAGGCACUGCUCUUUCACCAGAAGUGAAUCUCCUCCCAGCAGCAGGACACAAUGCCUUAAACAUCCACCCCAUCCUCACUCCUACUCCACCCCGAGACAGCAGAGGAAGGCAGAGCAGAGCGAGACGGAGGCGCAGAGAGGGUUAGGGGCAGGACAGUAUGCAACCCAGCACAGAUCUCCACGAUUGACCAGAAUACAGUGGAAGAGACGGGUAUUUAGAGAGGUUCUAUAAAAGCUAACAAAUGGCUGAACUGUUGAAAUUACCUAACCGUGAGGCCAUCACAUACAUGUCGUCUCAGGUGUUUGACUCCCAGCAUUAAUUAUCAGUAGAUGAAACCCAAUUGUCUAAGAUCACUUACUAUGUAGAGUUCCUCACAUGUUUUAUUUUUGGAGCAGAUGCAGCACCCUAGCAUUGACAGUCCAGUAUGCGCAGAUUAUGUAGUUUCUUUUACGUCAGAUUAUCUUCAGAUAUCAUACUUUAUAACUUCGGAUGAUGAUGACAGUUUCAAAUAAUCAUUUAAAAUAAUAUCUACAGAGAUAAUGGCUUCAGCUUGGUUUGAAAAAAAUGAAAUGCGUUUUGUAUAACAACAUAUCAUCACUGUUUUAAAAACAAGUCAUGUCGUUAACAGAAUUACAUAUAUACAGAAAAAAGGGAAAAUAUGUGCCUUUUUUUUAGCUUGUUUCCUUUUUAGCCGUUCUCUUGACUCGUCCGCAGCAGACAUCUGGCACCCACUGUGUUAGGACUUCUUCAUAGUCGAUUGUACUUUUAUACUCACUUGCACUUGUAAUUUUAAUAAUGGCUGUUUUUUUUUUUGUUUUUUUUUUGGCAGCUUUGUAAUCGGUAGAAGUGAUCCUUAUUGAUAAGACAUGGAGAUGCAUCUAAUGAUUAUUUUUACACUGAUUGGUCAGUCGAAAAAUGCAAAUUUAGCACUUUCACUCCCUGUAAAUGCUUUAAAGGGGCUGAUUUAGGUUUGUUCUGCAGAAAGAUGUAUUAAUAAUGUCAAAGAAAGCCAUUUAUUAUAAAUUUCACCUGUUAGUCCAUAUAGGAAUUAUGCAAUGUGAAACAUUUUUGUCGGUUUUGUUUUCGUGUGCGUGUCGUAAUUGUUCCCUCAUUGUCCGUGGCUUACAUAGUAAUGCCACUGUAUACAACCAAAACAAAGGAUGCAGAUUACAGUACAUAUAACCUUCUGAAUUCAUACAAACAGAUGUUUUUAAUUGUCAGAUAUAGUACAAUCGUGCUCAGCUACACCAAACAUCAACUCAGGCCCAUUUCAUUUAUAUUUGCAGCAAAGAUUCUGUACAGCGGCGUAUGUUUUUUUUUUUUUUUUUUUAAUCAGGUCUAGACUAAUUAUCCGCAUAACUAACCUUGUCUGUCUGAUGGUUCAUUCAGUCAAACUGUGGCGCAGGAGCAUGGUUAACUCUGGGAAUUUCUACUCACCUGUAUUGUUGCUAUCUGUUAUUUCUGUGCCAAACAUAUACUGCUUUCAAUUUGUACAAUCUAAAACUGUGCUUGUCUUAACAGCUGUCAAACGUAUAUGUAUUCAUGAGAGGGAAAAGAGAAGAUAAGAAUAUUUUUUAAUUUCUUCUGUGGAAGCUUAAUGGAUGAAUAAAAAUCAGAUGGUAUCUCCAGCUUCAAACUACUUAGCAUUGCAAUGUGUGGUACAGAUUUAGCGAUCAACACUUGUUUUCAAAAUUCUAAAUCAAUAUCUGAGCAGCACUUUUCACUUUGCUCUUCUGUUCCUACAGAUAUAUAUGAUACAAAUAAACAGAUGUAUUUACAUUAACUUUUGCAACAUGUCUAAUAAAAUGUUCUCUUAGACCCUA